Molecule: messenger RNA, 2463 nt
Organism: Pelodiscus sinensis (Chinese soft-shelled turtle)
Lineage: Eukaryota; Metazoa; Chordata; Testudines; Trionychidae
Gene: NPY
Product: neuropeptide Y
Biological process (GO): feeding behavior; neuropeptide signaling pathway
Cellular component (GO): extracellular region
Molecular function (GO): neuropeptide Y receptor binding; neuropeptide hormone activity
Source: RefSeq, a predicted model, not a curated record
GGAGAUGUCAGUGUCAAGAGGCAGCAGCAGCUUCUGAUGCCAAUCCCGGGGCAGGGCGCAGGCAGCGAGGGGAUUGGAGUCACCGAAGCGUCAAGCGUGAUCGCCCGAGGCCCCUCCUGCCUGCUGGGAAAGCCAUAAAAACCCCCGGCGAGGCGCCCAGCCGCACACUGGAGAGCCGAGCCACCGGCACCAGAGCGACGCCGAGCGGAGCGCAGGGAGAGCCCGUCUAGAGCCCGCCAUGCAGGGGACCAUGCGGUUGUGGCUGUCCGUGCUGCCUUUCGCCCUCUCGCUGCUGAUCUGCCUGGGGACGCUGGCGGAGGCGUAUCCCUCCAAACCGGACAACCCUGGCGAGGACGCGCCCGCCGAGGACAUGGCCAGAUACUACUCGGCACUGAGGCACUACAUCAACCUCAUCACGCGGCAGAGAUAUGGAAAGAGAUCGAGUCCAGAGACACUGAUCUCGGAUCUUUUGUUAAGAGAAAGCACAGAAAAUAUCCCAAGAUCUAGGUUUGAAGACCCUUCUAUGUGGUGAUGGGAAUUUCAACACAUCGUCAAACUUUUCCUAGUUUUCAGUCCAUACUUAUUGCUAUAAGACCAAUCACAGUUUAUCACUCCUCAGUGCAUGCAGCCAUUGUACUGAAUUCUGUAGCAUUUUUCCUUCACCAUACAUGUAUAUAUUUAUUUAAAUAAUUUAUUUGUGCAUUCCAAAAUGUAACAUACUAAAUGAAAGACAACACUAUUAUUGGCAUAGUAAAGAUUUGUUUUAAACUAUUAAAACUGAAUUAUAACCUCCCUGCAGUCCUAAAGUAGCAUGUACCGUGAUCAUUUCACAAAUACUAAAAUAAUACAGGUAGUUAUGAAAGGUGAAAAAAUUACAAUACUUACCUGGGCCUUUAAUUCAAUUUUGCUGGACUGAUUUAAACAAGCUUAUUUAUGUUUUGUAACAUCCAAUAUAUCCAACAUGAUUUAGGAAAAUGAAGUGAUCUGGAAAGUGUUUUUUCAUUAUCAUCAAUUGUUUAUUACUUGAAUUAACCUAUAUAAUAAAAUUAAUAGCAUUUUCAAAAUACAAAGAGAUUUAAUUCUGGUAAAUUAUGAAGACUAUCAAAUUUAAACAAUUGGAAUCCCUUCCUUUUUUUUUGCAAUACACAAAGUGACAGGAAACUAUAAAAUUCCUAGGUAAUAAUGCAAUAUGAAUUUGGAAGUGUUGGAGAGUUAAUAAUUGGUUCCAUGAUAAGCUACCUAGUGAAUGUUUGAUAUUUUCUUUGUGACACAAAGUUUUGAGUGACUGAAUCCAACGCAAAGAGUUUUCCUAAUUUUUGUCCCAGUCACCCUUUCCAUGAGCAGAGAUUACCUACAUCAGGUAAAAUGAUAUUUUCUUUGGUGUUUGUUGUCCAGAUGUUCCAUAAGUAAAAUUCCCCAUUUCCUUUGUGGGAGAGCUACUGAAGCUUAUUGAGUUGAAAAUAACUGUAAUGGUUUAAUUCAAAACUACUUAAUGUUGUUACAACAGCAUUUUCUAUCCUCCUUCUAUAGAGGGUUCUCUCAUUGUCAGAGAAUCAAUGUAGAAUGCUGUCAGUCCUUGGCCCUUGACAUUUUAGCAUACUUCUCUUUAUUUAUACUUCAGAGAUGAAUGUGUAGGUACUGUGUGAAAGAACAUAGCUGAUACUGUAAGUCAGAGAAAAAUCUGCUUGGAAGUUUGAUGUAUAAACAUUUAAUGUCUGUUUUCCAAAUAGUGUUAUGUGGCUAAAACACAUAUAUGUCUAUACUAUUUAAGUGGGUUUUUAAUCUGUUUGUUACUGAUACACACACUGGAUGUGUUGUUACAUUUUACAGCGCUGCAACAUUUGCCAUUUACUAUAUGUUACGCCUACUUCUGUGAAACAUUAAAAACAUAUUCAUUUAAAGAAAACACACAGAUGGUAUUUAAUAGGCAAACUGUUUUCAACACCUACAUUGUCACUUUAUUGAUUUAGACCAUAUAUUUAUGCCAUUCUGGUGCAUUCUUUACAAACAUUGAAUUUAAUGAGAUAUAUAUUGUAUUUACCUCUGAUUUCUGUGUGUGUGUGUGUGCGCGCGCGCGCGCGCCUGAACAAAGAGGCAGUUAAAGGAGGAGUAUAUACACAAGUUACUCACUCUAUGCAGUCCUACCUAAUUUUGUGAAUUUUCUUCAUCUUAUGGAGCAUAAACUUGUGUAUAAAAGCUAGUGAGAUCUCUAACAUGUUACGUUUUAUUUACCUUAUUGUUUUAAUGAGGUAUUGAUUAUAAAGGCAAAGUAAUCAAACAACAUGGUGCUGAACGAUAUUAUAUAUACUAAUAUGGUUCUUGGAUUCUUUUCUCUAAAUCUUGCUGUGUUCUCUCUGUUGCAAAUUAAGCUCUUAUAGUACGGAAUGGAACUUGCCUUUUGAGGAACUGAGUCUUUAUGUACCAUAUCUUCUUAAUACUGAGAAACUGGAACAUUCAAAAUCA